ACUUUAUCGGUUUUCUAGAUCGCUUUACUCUUUUCAAUUGGCUUUUCACAUGCUGCCACAGCGCCGUCAAAACUCGAGCUGCGAUCCAUGUCGACGCUCUAAGCGACGCUGCUUCUUCUCAUCUCCCCAAAUCGAAGGCACAGAUGUAGCCUGCACCCAUUGCGAGCGCUUAGGACAUGCUUGUACGUUUGAUUUUGUGAGCUCCAAAUUGGGACAGAAAAAGCGACCAAGACAACUUCACACACGAACGAGUUGCUCAGCAGGUGCUGCUGAGGCAUCUCCCAGCCUCGCCAGUGGCGACUUUCAAGCGGACGCUGUGGCUGGCCAUGACGUCUUGGAAUCAUGGCUAGACUUUGAUUAUCUCGAGCAGAACAAUGAAUGCUUGGAACUACCUGGUUUUCUCGCGCCUGAUGCUGUAACGGCAAUUGAAACUUCUGAGGACCGGCUUCGUGUGCGGCCAAAUCUACAACAUCUCGUUGACAGUUCAUUGAAUAGCCCCAUUCGUCUAUUGAACUCAAAACUAGAUGCAACUAUUCUUGACAUACGUCUUGCGCGGAUUCACGAUGUCAUUGUCACGGGAUGUGCUUCUAGAUUUGCAGAUUAUGAGUGCAAUUUAUAUGCAACAGCGAGUCGCUACCGACUGGGGGACGGAGACUCAGAACAUCGUCUUCUUUCAAGCAAUGCAUCACCCCAACCACAGGCCUUAAUAUCACGGACGGAUGUCUUUCCAUUGGAUCCUGGGCUGGCAUUUAGAGAUGCCAGCUGCAUGAUGACGGUGCUUGGUACCGUUCGAUUUCUGGACCAUUUCAGCGAUCUUUAUGGAAACCGGUUGACUACGGUAGCACGGAGACAGUCAGAUGCUGUGCUGAAAGCGGUUCUUCGGGCAUUCUCGCUCCAGUGGCUGUCUACAACCGAGUCUACAUCAACCCUUGCUGAUAAUUCAUUUGCUAACAACCCCGAUGGAAACCAGACAGCAUGCGGCCCACUCAGAAGUGUAUUCCAUGACGCUUGGUUUCAAGCACGAACACUGCUCAGAAAUUCACAGUCAGUGAGCUCGUUCAGAGUUGUAUAUGCAACCCUGUUAUUUGACGGCAUUGCUAUUCUAACCCAAGCUCACGGGGCAACCGAGUCUAACGUAGCGCAUGAAUUCCUUGAUGCGGGUCUGCAAAAGCUUAUUUCUUUGGAUGAACUUGUGAAGCAAUACUGUGCUACUCUUGGAUCACAUUCCGUAUAUAGUGCUCUGUUAGAAGCGAGUCUGAGUGUAGUGCGCUGGGGCGGAUAUAUCCGUGAUAUUGGAGCAGCGCUUACAACGGAUCAUCACUGCAAAUUGCCGGGUAUUUCGUGCCAUGCAACAGACCAAGUAGAAUCUUACGAUUCAAUUCGGUUCGAUAAUCGGAAUUUCCAUCCAGAACUGGAUAACAGUGUUCCAAGCAUAUGUCAAAAAGCUGUCGCGGAGGCAUUCUACGUCUGGAGACAGAUUGUUGAUAUCAAAGGCUCCGUGUAUCGCCAUGUGCGAAUUGAUAAUUGCAUCCCUUUUGGGUUUCCUGAAAAUAUUGCGUCAACUGUGACAGCCGUUGGCAAGUUCAACCAAUUGUUCCGCCCUUUCCUGGAUACCUGUAUAGACAACCUUGAGCGCCUUUCUAUACGCUCCAGAACAUCAGCUGUUUCUAUUACACUGUACUGGGAUCUCAGUGUCCUCAUACUAGCCGAGUCGUUGAGAGUUUGCGGCUUUUUUACUGAACCCCAUAUAACCUCAAUCAUGCGCGCCCACCAAGAAGAAGCGGUCUCAUCAGUAGCCCGAACAGUCGAGCACGUACUCUCACUACCUACGGAAGAGCUUUUCAAUCUCGAGAACGGCCUUGGUGCCGAAGUCCCCAUCUUCGCUUACCAUAUUACUCCCAGCUUAACUGCAACGACAUUCCAGAAGACCAUAGAGAAUAUAGUCUUUUUAAAAUAUUGCGAAGAGAGCGCACCACACGGCGCCGACAACAUCUGGAAACAGCAAAUUGACAUCGUCAUGAAAGGCCUCUGCUCACUGGAUGUGACUGUUGGCGGCUCUCAAGUUGCAAGCACGGCUUUUCAGUCGUUGAUGCGACAACAUGGGGAUAUUCUGUCGGAGUGCUGGACGUCUGAUUUUAACACGUAAUUGUGAUUGAGCUGGAGUGGUAUAUCAAAUUAUGCCUUCUUAUAUCUGUGGCGGUCCCAACCCGAGCCUCAGGAAGUCGAUGCUACAUGAUUAACGGUUAUAGGCAUGGCAUACAGGGUCUUUGUUAUGUUAUUCCAGACUAGAUUCUCUGGCCCGGCAAACAUGGAGUAACAACCGAGAUAGUAAGAAGCUGGAAGGAUAUGAAGCACAGAAGCAAUGUAAUAGAAUAACAAAGGAG
This is a messenger RNA of Aspergillus ruber CBS 135680, 2384 nucleotides long. Its product is annotated as Zn(II)2Cys6 transcription factor domain-containing protein. The transcript is spliced from 3 exons. The record is from RefSeq and is a predicted model, not a curated record. The coding region runs from base 50 to 2146 and encodes 698 amino acids. Gene Ontology annotation, biological process: regulation of DNA-templated transcription. Gene Ontology annotation, molecular function: DNA-binding transcription factor activity, RNA polymerase II-specific; zinc ion binding. NCBI's taxonomy places the organism in Eukaryota, Fungi, Ascomycota, Eurotiomycetes, Eurotiales, Aspergillaceae.